CGUUUAACAGUCGAUCGAAUGAUAUUGUUUAAAAACGUACCGCUCAACACUGGCUGUUCUAGGCUAAAAUGUGUGAUGAAGAACAAAGUUGCGCUCAAGUUGAAUCCGAUCAAACGGAUUCCCAAUUAUCUUUGUUAGAUCUUCCAAUCGAGAUAUUUUUUCACAUCUGUUCCUUCCUAGAUGCAUCAACAUUAGUACAUGGCUUGGGUUUAGCAUGUAAACAGUUCCAUCAAAUUCUAAACGACAACUCACUGUGGAAAGUGAGGAUAAGUCAAAUUUUACCAAAUACUGGUUAUCCAGUUUUGCCUCCUGCUGAGGAUGAUGAAUUGUUUUGGAAGUUGUCAUGUGUUGCACUAGAGAAACAAACAUCAUUAUGGAAGGAAGAAAACUCUAUGGAGAAGUUUACACUUAGCAAUGUACAAUACAGCACUAUUGAUGGUUUAUUAUUAAUGCAGAAUGGAGACAUUUGUGUAUCAGGAGCAAGAGACCGAUCACUAGUAUGGUGGAGGCUUCCCACAAAGGAAAAUGAAAGAGAGAAUGCAACAUGUAUAGACUUUGCUCAUGAUGGGUGGAUUUGGGAUCUAGCAGCAAUAAAUGAUACAAUCUAUAGUUGCAGCUGGGAUCAAACUGUCAAAUCGUGGACGCUUACUACCACCGGCCUUCUUCCCUACCAAACUUAUGAGAUGGCCCGCUCUUGUGCUUUAUUGUGUGUUGCAUCGUGCCCGGAUUCAGGCCUUUUUGCAACAGGAUCAUUUUGUAAAAUUAUUUUUGUGUUUGAUCCAAGAUCAGGCUACCGACCUAUUGCGACGUAUAAACCACACAAAAAGGCCGUUAUUACACUGGCGAUGAGUUCUAAUUUUCUUUUAUCCGCUAGUGAGGAUAAAACGGUGUCUAUAUGGGAUCAAAGAGCAGGAAGAACUAUGAAAAAUGUUACUAUUUCCCAGGAAUCAUUCCCUAUGAGUAUGUGUAUGCAACGAGACAUGGUUUAUGUGGGAGAUGGUAGUGCAAAGUUGCACGUUUUAGACCCGAAAAAAGAUUUUGAACGAGUCAAGUGUUACAGCACUGACCAUAAAAAAGGUAUCAAUGGUGUUCACAUCGCACCCGGAUGUUUAAUCACGAGUUCUAUGGACGAAACAGUUCGAAUUUUCAGUCCCACUGAUCCUCCUCAACACUUUGCCACUUUAAAAUCUAAUUAUGGUGAAAUAGCUAGUAUGGAUUAUUUAAAUGACGUUCUCGCUAUUUCUGGUACAGAGGGAAUUGAAAUUUGGAGACCAAGGUUGCGAAAUGAAUAUUUAUAA
Molecule: messenger RNA, 1298 nt
Organism: Habropoda laboriosa
Lineage: Eukaryota; Metazoa; Arthropoda; Insecta; Hymenoptera; Apidae
Product: F-box/WD repeat-containing protein 9-like
Exons: 7
Coding region: 69-1298 (409 amino acids)
Biological process (GO): proteasome-mediated ubiquitin-dependent protein catabolic process; ubiquitin recycling
Cellular component (GO): cytoplasm; nucleus
Molecular function (GO): ubiquitin binding
Source: RefSeq, a predicted model, not a curated record